Messenger RNA from Sipha flava (yellow sugarcane aphid), 900 nucleotides. RefSeq lists its product as uncharacterized. The record is from RefSeq and is a predicted model, not a curated record. The transcript has a single exon. Bases 1 to 900 code for a protein of 299 amino acids. NCBI's taxonomy places the organism in Eukaryota, Metazoa, Arthropoda, Insecta, Hemiptera, Aphididae.
AUGAUAAUCGGCUCGGAGAUAUUUUUCGAAUUAAUUUGCGCAGGUCAAGUCAAACCUACGUUACAACGACCCGUAUUUCAAAAAACUUUGUUCGGUUGGAUCGUCGCGGGACCCGUUCCUGGUCUAAUAAACCACGAACGUGAUGGAAAUAAAUGUGUAUCGCUGUUUAGUGGCUCCAGUCCGAUGGUUUCCAAUUUAGAAGAGCAAAUCGCGAAGUUUUGGCGUUUGGAAGAAAUACAUUCCAAUGUUUACUCCACUGAAGAAAAGGCUGCUAAAAUUUAUUUCGAAAACACAACAAAACGCGCACUGGAUAACCGAUUUAUCGUAUCAUUACCGUUUCGAGACGAGUCAAAACUAGGGAAAUCAUACGAUAUCGCACUACGUCGAUUUUUGAGUUUAGAAAGACGACUGGCAGUCGAUAAUAAACUUAAAAUAGAAUAUACAACAUUUUUAGACGAAUAUUUAUCACUAGGUCACAUGGAAAUUGUACCACACGAAGAACGCGAUGUUUACGUACAAUAUAACUACUUACCGCAUCACGCUGUUAUCAAAGAAAGUAGUACGACGACUAAACUGCGCGUAGUGUUUGAUGCCGCGAGCAAAAGUGACACCGGCGUGAGUUUGAACGAUGUUUUGUGUAAAGGUCCUUGUAUCCAAGAAGAUUUAAUAUGUAUUAUGACUCGAUUCCGGACACAUAAAUACGUAAUUUCUGCCGACAUAGUAAAGAUGUACCGACAAAUUUGGAUUUCGGAGCGGCAUCGUGAUUAUCAACGAAUUUUAUGGCGCUCGGAUCCUGAUAAGCCAAUUCAAAUUUAUCGAUUAAAUACCGUUACAUACGGUAUAAUUACGGCGUCAUACUUAGCGACAGGUUGUCUCCAAAAACUUUCGACAGAAAUGUAA